UGCAAUAUUUGUGGUAUGGUGGUGUGCUAUGACAAAUUGGAGCGCAUCCACAGCAUCCGUUCUAUUUCCGGCGCACAGCCAACCAAUCAUGUCUCGACCGCAAAACGACCUUCUGAAGCCUCACCGUGGGCUGACCCUAAAGCCUACAUGAUCUGAGCCGUGGUGCCAUUGCCAAAGCCUUCCCAACCAAGAUGCCCAGCUCAUGCAAAGAACUGCGCGAAGCACUCGCGCAGUGUCUCCAAGAAUCCGACUGUGUCAUGGUUGAGCGCAACAGCGCCGCCGACUGCCUCCGCGAGCCCCUCGUCAACACCCUCCCGCUCAAGUGCCGACAGCUGAAGAAGGGCUUCGGCGAGUGCAAGCGUGGCAUGGUGGAUAUGCGCAAAAGAUUUCGAGGCAACAUGCCCGUGGCAUACCGUACGAUGGAACAGGCCGAGGAGGGUCAAGGAUACCAACUCUACGCCGGACGGCCGGCAUUUGCGGGCGGUGUCAAGAAGACGGACGGAAACGAACCCAUUCCUCAAGAUUGGAGAGAAGUCGAGAACGAGAAGUGGAAGGCAGAACAGGCAGCCAUAGAGCAGCAGAAGAAGUGAGAUGGAGGUCGUCGCCUGACCGAAUCAAGCCUUCUCCGAUAUGGGACAUGUGCGGUAUGGUAACGACUACUCGUGCCAGUAUCUGAUACCACCAUGGUCCUCAAAACGCCCAAGACGAUAGAAGGCAAUGCUGAGGUUGAGCUGAACCGACUGAGCUGAAACAAUUCGACAUGACGAACGUGACGGACGAAGACUUUUGGAUAUACCCAAAAAGAAGAAGAAGAAGAAGAAGAAGAAAAGAAAGAGGUUGAAAUUCUCACGUUCUGCCGUGUUAUAAGGCUGCGAUUUGCUCUACUCUACUCCCAACAUUUGUACAAUAUCUGUAUCACAUAUGCAUCCUACAUCCCCCACCUGGGUAAGUUACUAUGUACUUGGCCAGUCACAUUGCCAACCCAACUUACAGCUCAAUCAACGUCGAUGGCCUUGGACAACAGUGGCCAAUUCAGGCUUAUUAGCGCUCUAAAUUAAAGUUUCUGGCCUGGACCUGGUUGCAUCUCACCUCGCUUACCUGGGUCCGGACGGACAUGUUCCCCACAACCCGAAAGCAUGCGCAAUUGGGCGAGGAAAAUAAAGCCCAUCGGUGACAAGAAUUGAUCAAGACUACCAUUG
This is a messenger RNA of Fusarium odoratissimum NRRL 54006, 1199 nucleotides long. RefSeq lists its product as uncharacterized. The record is from RefSeq and is a predicted model, not a curated record. Gene Ontology annotation, biological process: mitochondrial respiratory chain complex IV assembly. Bases 192 to 590 code for a protein of 132 amino acids. NCBI's taxonomy places the organism in Eukaryota, Fungi, Ascomycota, Sordariomycetes, Hypocreales, Nectriaceae. Gene Ontology annotation, cellular component: mitochondrion. The transcript is spliced from 2 exons.